AUGGGUUUCUUUGGCAAGCGCAAUGACUCUGAGGAUCAAAUCCAGGAGGCAGCCCCCGAGCCAGAUGUCGAGAAGGUUGUACCAUCUGCGCAUCAGGAGAGCGACGUAGGUCAAUCGGCGGCAGGGCCAAUGCUAGCUCUACCAGACAUUGAUCCGAAAUUAGAGCAUAGGGUCUUGCGCAAGUUGGAUCUGCGCCUUACAACGCUGGUAGCCUUCUUUUAUUUACUUGCUUUCCUCGACCGAAGUAAUAUCGGCAAUGCCAAAAUCGCCGGAAUGUCAACAGAUCUCUCUCUCACAGGCGAAAAGUACACGUGGCUGCUCACAAUCUUCUACAUCUCGUAUGCCGUUUUCGAGUUCCAGGCGAUAAUGUGGAAGGUUGUUAAGCCGCAUCAAUGGUGUGCGUUCAUGGUGUUUUCUUGGGGCCUCGUUUCGACCUGCCAAGCUGCAACACAGAACUGGCAAGGGAUGAUGGCACUCCGGUUCCUCAUGGGGAUAUUCGAGGCCGGCUUUGGCCCUGGUGUACCUUACCUGCUCUCCUUCUUCUACCGCCGCCACGAACUCGGUCUCCGUUGUGGCAUGUAUUUUGCUGCCGCUCCACUCGCCAAUACCUUCGCGGGUGCGCUGGCCUACGGAAUUACCUCAGGCCAUGAGAGCAUUGCAAGUUGGCGCGUGCUCUUCCUGGUGGAAGGAUUGCCUGUUGUUGCUUCUGCGCUUCUUGCCUGGUUCUUCCUGCCGGAUUCUCCCGCGACAGCGAAGUUCUUGACAGAGGAAGAGAAAGAGGUGACACGAAUUCGCGCCAUUGCGCAAUCUGGUGAGCCGGACCGAAAGCUCGAGAUUCAAUGGAAAGAAGUGGUCGAGAUCUUAUUUGAUCCCAAGGCCUGGCUGUUAUCUUUCAUGUACUUCAGCUGCAAUGUCAGCUUCUCCUCCUUGUCGGUCUUCUUACCAAGUAUCCUCAAGGAGAUGGGGUUCACGUCCAUCGACGCGCAGGGCCUGACUGCCCCUGUUUUCUUUGCCUCAUUCCUCGUGACCCUUGCCACUCCAUGGAUUGCAGAUCGUCUCCAGCAACGUGGAUACAUGAUUGCUGGACUCUCAUUAAUCGGCAGUGUGGGGUAUAUUCUGUGUGCCACCGUGAAAACAGUGGGUGUGCGGUACUUUGGUGUCUUCGUGGCUGCGUGUGGAGUGUUCCCGGCGAUCGCCAAUCUUUUGCCCUGGGUACUCAACAAUCAAGGAUCUGAUAGCCGUCGUGGCGCUGGCAUUAUCCUCAUGAACCUGAUUGGACAAUGUGGUCCUUUCUUGGGAACUAAUGUGUUUCCUGAUUCUGAAGCUCCACGAUUCCUUCGGGGCAUGUGGAUUUGUGCUGCAUUCAUGCUGUUCAACACAUUUCUCGCCCUCGUACUCCGGUUUUACCUGGUGUGGAUGAAUAAGGGCCUGGACAAGAAGUACGGGCCUAAGGUUGCGGUCGACCCUAGCAAGAAAGAAUUGUCUCCCGAGGACAACUAUGGAGCCGGCUUCAGGUAUGCCCUGUAA
Messenger RNA from Penicillium chermesinum, 1527 nucleotides. RefSeq names its product putative MFS transporter. Gene Ontology annotation, cellular component: membrane. Gene Ontology annotation, molecular function: transmembrane transporter activity. The coding region runs from base 1 to 1527 and encodes 508 amino acids. The transcript has 6 exons. The record is from RefSeq and is a predicted model, not a curated record. Gene Ontology annotation, biological process: transmembrane transport. NCBI's taxonomy places the organism in Eukaryota, Fungi, Ascomycota, Eurotiomycetes, Eurotiales, Aspergillaceae.